AUGGCUCUAUUAGCUAUAGUAAUUCCCUGCUUCCUCCUGGUGGUUCUUGGUUCCGCCUGGUCUUGCCACACCCCGGCUGACUUUGUGGCUGUCACUUCUCCUGGACAUAUCAUGAUUGGAGGUUUGUUUGCCAUUCAUGAAAAAAUGCUGCCCUCAGACGACCAUCCCAGGCGACCACAAAUCCGGAAAUGUGUUGGCUUUGAAAUAUCAGUGUUUCUUCAAACUCUGGCUAUGAUACACAGCAUUGAGAUGAUUAAUAACUCGACACUGUUAUCCGGAGUCAAACUGGGCUACAAGAUCUAUGACACUUGUACUGAAGUCACAGCGGCCGUGGCAGCCACUCUGAGCUUCCUCUCUAAGUUCAACUGCUCCCGAGGAACUGUGGCCUUUCAGUGUAACUAUUCCAGGUACACACCAAGGGUAAAGGCCGUCAUAGGUGCUGGCUACUCUGAAAUAUCCAUGGCUGCCUCAAGAAUGCUGAACUUACAGCUCAUACCCCAGGUGAGUUCCGAGUCCACGGCAGAAAUCCUGAGUGACAAAAUCCGCUUUCCUUCAUUUUUACGCACUGUGCCCAGUGACUUCUACCAAACGAAAGCAAUGGCACACCUGAUUCGACAGUCCGGAUGGAACUGGAUCGGUGCCCUGACAACAGACGAUGAUUACGGAAGACUCGCUCUCAACACAUUUGCAAUUCAGGCUGCAGCAAACAACAUAUGCAUCGCCUUCAAAGAGGUUCUGCCAGCCUUCCUCUCAGAUAACACCAUUGAAGUCAGAAUCAAUCACACCCUGGAGAAGAUCAUCUCAGAAGCCCGGGUUAAUGUCAUCGUGGUGUUUCUGAGGAAAUUCCAUGUUUUCAAUCUCUUCACUAAAGCCAUUGAAAGGAAAAUAAGUAAGCUCUGGAUUGCUAGCGAUAACUGGUCAACCGCUACCAAGAUUAUCACCAUUCCUAAUGUCAAGAAGCUUGGCAAAGUGGUGGGGUUUACCUUUAGGAGAGGAAAUAUGUCUUCUUUCCAUUCUUUUCUGCAAGCUCUUCAUUUGUAUCCCAAUGACAAUAACAAACCCCUACGGGAAUUUGCCAUGCUUUUUUCUGCCUGUAAGCACAUCAAAGGCAGUGACUUGAGUCAAUGCAUUUCCAACUAUUCUCAGGCAACUUUGACCUAUGACACUGCCAAGGCCACUGAAAACCACUUCUUCAUGAGAAAUGACUUCCUCUGGCAUUAUACUGAGCCAGGACUCAUUCACAGCACUCAGCUUGCAGUGUUUGCCCUGGGUCAUGCCAUUCGGGAUCUGUGCCAAGCCCGAGACUGCAGGAAACCAAAUGCCUUUCAACCUUGGGAGCUGCUUGGUGUGCUGAAAAACGUGACGUUCACUGACGGAAGGAAUUCCUUUCACUUCGAUGCCCACGGGGAUUUAAAUACUGGCUACGAUGUGGUGCUCUGGAAGGAGACCAAUGGCCUCAUGACUGUCACAAAGAUGGCAGAAUAUGACCUGCAACACGAUGCCUUCAUCAUCACAAACCAAGAAACAGAACGUGAAUUCGGGAAACUUAAGCAAAUUCUAUCUAAGUGCUCCAAGGAAUGCAGUCCUGGUCAAAUGAAGAAAGCCACAGGAAGCCAACACACCUGCUGCUACGAAUGUGUGAGCUGCCCAGAAAACCACUACAGUAACCAAACAGAUAUGGAUCACUGCCUUUUAUGCAACAACGAAACCCACUGGGCUCCGGUAAGGAGCGCUGCGUGCUUCGAGAAGGAAGUGGAGUACCUGGACUGGAGUGACUCCUUGGCUCUCCUCCUCAUCGCCCUCUCCCUACUAGGGAUCACCUUUGUUCUGGCCGUUGGCGUAAUAUUUACAAGGAACCUCAACACGCCAGUAGUGAAAUCAUCUGGGGGAUUAGUGGUCUGCUACGUGAUGCUCAUCUGCCACGCCCUGAACUUUGCCAGCACCGGCCUUUUCAUUGGAGAACCGCAAGACUUCGCGUGUAAGACCAGGCAGACCCUGUUUGGCGUGAGCUUUACUCUCUGUGUCUCCUGCAUUUUGAUGAAGUCCCUGAAAAUUUUGCUAGCUUUCAGCUUCGAUCCCAAGCUGAAGACUUUUCUCAAGUGUCUCCAUAGGCCAGUCCCCCUUGUCCUCAUCUGCACCGGCAUUCAAGUGGCCAUUUGCACGCUCUGGCUGGUCCUGGCAGCACCUGCGGUGGAGGAGAACACCUCCUUGCCUAGAGUCAUCAUCCUAGAAUGCGAGGAGGGGUCUGCGCUUGCAUUUGGCACUAUGCUGGGCUACAUCGCAGUCCUGGCCUUCAUUUGCUUCGUAUUUGCCUUCAAGGGGAGGAAGCUUCCUGAGAAUUACAAUGAGGCCAAGUUCCUGACUUUCGGCAUGCUGGUUUACUUCAUAGCUUGGCUCACAUUCAUCCCUGUCUACGCUACCACAUUCGGCAAGUAUCUGCCCGCUGUGGAGAUUAUAGUCAUUCUAAUAUCCAACUAUGGAAUCCUCUGCUGUACCUUCUUCCCCAAGUGCUACGUCAUUCUUUACAAACAAAAGACUAACACCAAAUCAGCCUUCCUCCAGAUCGUUUACAAUUACUCGUCUCACAGUGCGGACAGCCUCGCCUUGAGUCACGUCUCCCUGGACUCCGCUCCGCACGGAACAGCGACAACGAUUUCCACCCCUGGUAACAAGGAUGCAGCCUGCCAGAACCACAACCACCUUUCCACACUCGGAGCCAGGGAAAGGGCCGCGAGAGUGUCUAAAACUUCGCAUCAGAAAAGAAGUUCUAGUAUAUGA
Molecule: messenger RNA, 2778 nt
Organism: Acomys russatus (golden spiny mouse)
Lineage: Eukaryota; Metazoa; Chordata; Mammalia; Rodentia; Muridae
Gene: Gprc6a
Product: G protein-coupled receptor class C group 6 member A
Exons: 6
Coding region: 1-2778 (925 amino acids)
Biological process (GO): G protein-coupled receptor signaling pathway
Cellular component (GO): membrane
Molecular function (GO): G protein-coupled receptor activity
Source: RefSeq, a predicted model, not a curated record